Molecule: messenger RNA, 1365 nt
Organism: Leptonychotes weddellii (Weddell seal)
Lineage: Eukaryota; Metazoa; Chordata; Mammalia; Carnivora; Phocidae
Source: RefSeq, a predicted model, not a curated record
AUGGCCCAGGGGAGUGGCAGGGACAUCUGGGCAGAGAAGGCUCCAACCAGGGAGCCCAAGCAGGAAGCAGAGCCCAGGAGGCAUCUGGCACAGAACCCUUUCAUCUGUGACUGUAACCUCAAGUGGCUGGCGGACUUCCUGCGCACCAACCCCAUCGAGACGAGUGGGGCCCGCUGCGCCAGCCCCCGGCGCCUCGCCAACAAGCGCAUCGGGCAGAUCAAGAGCAAGAAGUUCCGCUGCUCAGCCAAAGAGCAGUACUUCAUUCCAGGCACGGAGGACUACCAGCUGAACAGCGAGUGCAACAGCGACGCCAUCUGUCCGCCCAAGUGCCGCUGUGAGGCCAGCCUGGCGGAGUGCUCCAGCCUGAAGCUCACCAAGAUCCCCGAGCGCAUCCCCCAGUCCACGGCCGAGCUACGAUUAAACAACAAUGAGAUUUCCAUCCUGGAGGCCACUGGGAUAUUUAAAAAACUCACUCAUCUGAAGAAGAUCAAUCUGAGCAACAACAAGGUGUCAGAAAUCGAAGAUGGGGCCUUCGAGGGCGCAGCCUCUGUGAGCGAGCUGCACCUGACUGCCAACCAGCUGGAGUCCAUCCGGAGCGGCAUGUUCCGAGGCCUGGACAGCUUGAGGACCCUGAUGCUGAGGAACAACCGCAUCGGCUGCAUCCACAAUGACAGCUUCACGGGCCUGCGCAAUGUCCGCCUCCUCUCACUCUACGACAACCAGAUCGCCACCAUCUCCCCGGGGGCCUUCGACACCCUCCAGGCCCUCUCCACGCUAAACCUUCUGGCCAACCCUUUCAACUGCAACUGCCAGCUGGCCUGGCUGGGCGACUGGCUGCGGAGGAGGAAGAUCGUGACCGGGAACCCACGGUGCCAGAACCCGGACUUCUUGCGGCAGAUCCCCCUGCAGGAUGUGGCCUUCCCCGACUUCAGGUGUGAGGAAGGCCAGGAGGAGGGGGGCUGCCUGCCCCGCCCACAGUGCCCCCAGGAAUGUGCCUGUCUGGAUACCGUAGUCCGAUGCAGCAACAAGCACCUCCAGGUCCUGCCCAAGGGCAUCCCCAAGAACGUCACGGAACUCUACUUGGACGGGAACCAGUUUACACUGGUUCCAGGACAGCUGUCCACCUUCAAGUACCUGCAGCUUGUGGACUUGAGUAACAACAAGAUCAGUUCCUUAAGCAAUUCCUCCUUCACCAACAUGAGCCAGCUGACCACUCUGAUCCUCAGCUACAAUGCCCUCCAGUGCAUCCCUCCUCUCGCCUUCCAGGGCCUGCACUCCCUGCGCCUGCUGUCCCUGCAUGGCAAUGACAUCUCCACCCUCCCAGAGGGCAUCUUCACAGACGUGACCUCCCUGUCUCACCUGUAA